This is a messenger RNA of Aegilops tauschii subsp. strangulata, 1104 nucleotides long. Its product is annotated as endonuclease 4. NCBI's taxonomy places the organism in Eukaryota, Viridiplantae, Streptophyta, Magnoliopsida, Poales, Poaceae. The record is from RefSeq and is a predicted model, not a curated record. Gene Ontology annotation, molecular function: nucleic acid binding; endonuclease activity. Gene Ontology annotation, biological process: DNA catabolic process.
UGACUUCCUAUAAACCGAAAAGGAACGCGGCAACAGACAGAGCACCGCGGCAACACACACACACACGCAGCAAAAGCUUGAGCUAGGAUGGGGCUUCUGGUGCUGCUUCAGGUCCUCCUCGUCGCGGCCGCGGCGGCGAGGGCUCCGGCGGCGCGGGCGUGGGGCGUGGAGGGCCACUACAUGACCUGCAAGAUCGCCGAGGGUUUGCUGACGAGCGAGGCCACGACGGCGGUGAAGGGCCUCCUGCCGGGGUGGGCCAACGGCGAGCUCGCGGGGGCGUGCUCGUGGCCGGACAUCGAGCGGCGCCGGAUGCCGUGGUCCGGCUCCCUGCACUUCGCCGACACCCCCGGCGACUGCAAGUUCAACUACGCAAGGGACUGCCACGGCCCGAAAGGGGAGAAGGACAUGUGCGUGGUCGGAGGCAUCAACAACUACACCGCCGCGCUGCAAGACUCCUCAAGCCCGUAUAAUCGGACGGAGAGCCUGCUGUUCCUGGCGCACUUCCUCGGCGACGUCCACCAGCCCAUGCACUGCGGCCGCACCGCCGACCUCGGCGGUAACACCAUCCUCGUCACCUGGUACAGCACAGCCAAGACCAACCUUCACAAGGUGUGGGAUGACAAGGUGAUCCAGACGGCCAUGAGCAAGUUCUACAAGGAUGACCUAAGCACCAUGAUCGACGCCAUCAAGCUCAACCUUACUGAGGAUUGGUCCACCGAAGAGAACCAGUGGACGGCCUGCAGUACACAAACAACAACUUGUGCUGACAAGUACGCCGAGGAGAGCGCGGAGCUGUCGUGCCCGGCUUACGUGGGUGUUGGGCAAUACUCCAACUUAGAAGAUGAAUAUUUCUUCCCGGCGAUGCCGGUUGUUGAGAAGAGGAUUGCCCAGGGAGGUGUCAGGCUGGCGGCCAUCCUCAACCGGAUCUUCAGUGGGGAGAACAACAGCAGGCUGCAGAGCCUUUGAAGUCUGAAAGAAACAAAGUAAGCAAUACAGGGACUCGCCUGCGCUAGCUACGAACUAGUCAUACAAUAAUAUAAAAAUCAUAAAACUUUCUUGGCCAAGCAUGUUAGUUGGCUCAAGUGUCCUAAUUUGUUGGGCCCU